Plodia interpunctella (Indianmeal moth) is the source of this 5521-nucleotide messenger RNA. Its product is annotated as adenylate cyclase type 10-like. Gene Ontology annotation, cellular component: cytoplasm. The record is from RefSeq and is a predicted model, not a curated record. The transcript has 4 exons. Gene Ontology annotation, biological process: intracellular signal transduction; cyclic nucleotide biosynthetic process. Bases 122 to 5521 code for a protein of 1799 amino acids. Gene Ontology annotation, molecular function: adenylate cyclase activity. NCBI's taxonomy places the organism in Eukaryota, Metazoa, Arthropoda, Insecta, Lepidoptera, Pyralidae.
ACUUUACGUAUACGAGUCAGUAAAAGCAAGACCUUAUAGAUUUAGACAAUAGAUUGUAAGCGAAGUUUGAAGUUUGGUAUAUUUUCGGACAUACGAUCAAAAUUCAAGUUGUUAUCUCAAGAUGAACUUCCGAAAAAGUAAGAAACACCGGAGGAAUUCUAUGAACACAGUGUUGAGCUCAGAACGCUGGCGGCAUUAUGGGAAGAGACCGUCGAGAAUGGACGUGGCGGUGGACACGCAAUCUGAUGACGAGUCAGACUCGGAGUAUCAUCAGAUCAAGGACUGGAUGGAGGAAUGCUUCGACCAGAACAGCCAAGAGAGCAAAUCUGACCAGGACAUAGAAGCGGAGUUGUCCAAGAAACAAACUCUCAUAUUAUCGACCUUGGUGCCGGAUGAAAUAUUGUUGAUGGAUAAUUUUGACCCAGGAGCCACAAAACGCUUUGUCGGAGUUUUGCUGAUGGCUGACGUUUCUGGUUACACGGCGCUGUCCGAGAAAUACAAUAGUUUGAAAGGGGGCACAUAUCGUCUCACAGUCACUCUGAACACUUACCUGGGCUCCCUCACUGAACUCAUCUACAGCCACGGAGGAGACAUCAUCAAGUUCGCUGGAGACGCUUUCUUAGCGUUGUGGAAAACAGACAAAAGAACCUUCUUGAGUCACACGAUUCACUCCGUCAUUGCAUGCGCAUUAGUAAUACAACAUUCAUUCUCGUCAUACGAAACCGAUGUCAAAAUAAACCUAAAAGUUAAAUUAGCAAUAUCUGCUGGCAAUCUCCUUUUCUCUCCCAUUGGUUCCGGAAUAGACAUGAAUUACGUUAUAUUUGGACUACCAGUGAUCGAAGCUAAAUUAGCAGAAAGUCUAUGCUCUUCAGGAGAAGUAAAAUUGACACCUGCUGCUUGGGGUCAUUGCUAUUCCAGAAAUUAUGACCAUAUUGUUCAUCCUGAUGGCCAUGUUACAAUAAGGUCUAUAUUAUACGAUCCCCGUGAAAAAGACGUUUCAAAACCCUUCACUGGCUUUGGCGCCGCAGCUAGGAAAAUUAAGAAAAACUUUAUUUCAAUCGAAAACCUCCCAGACGAUUAUUUUGAAUGCACUAAAAGUCAAUCUGCUGCAGAAGAACAAAAAAAUAAUGAAGUUUUAAGUCUACGUAAAGCUAUUCUACUAUCGGAAGAGAAGCAAAUUGGUUCUAAAAUACGUAAAUUUAUGAUUCGACCUGUGCUAACUCAAAUAGAUGCUCAUCAGCCGCUGGAAUAUUUGACUGAAAUGAGAUUCGUUUCAAUUUUGUUUAUAACUUUGAAACCGGCAGCAUGUCCUCUUCUCCAAUUGAUAACAAUAGUUAACAACGCGUAUCAAAUAACUUGUGAAAUUGUUUAUAAAUCUAUGGGUUGCGUUAAUAAAAUAAUUCUUUUCGACAAAGACGUGAUGAUUCUAGUAAUUUUUGGAUUGCGAGGAUUCAAACAUGAAUCUGAAGCUCAAGCUGCGUUAAAAUGUGCUUAUGGUAUAAGAAAGUCUGUAUCUGCUUUGGAUGGCGUGCAAGAUGUAUCGAUUGGAGUAACCACAGGUCAAGUCUACUGCGGAGUCGUUGGUCAUCCCUUGCGAAGAGAGUUCACCGUCAUAGGUGCAAUAGUCAAUAAAGCGGCCAGACUGAUGUGCGCGUUUAAAAAUAAAAUUACCUGUGAUGAAAGUACGUUUGUGAAAAGCAAAAUGUCAAAAAAUGGAUUCACUUUGAUGCCCAAAAUAAAUUUAAAAGGCAUCGGAUAUGCCGGUAACAUUUAUGAAUAUUCAGAAGAUUUAAGAGAAAAAGAAUUGCAUGAUAUAUCCAUAGUACCACCUCUUUUGAAUCGUAAUGAUGAAAUGGAAUAUUUUAAAGAGUGGUUAGAAACUUCAAAAAAGAUUAGAGAUUUUGACGCCCUUUUAUUAGUUGGUGAAUCACGAAUUGGAAAAACGCGGUUAUUAGAAUGGAUGGCUCGAUAUGCAAGAAAUAAUAAGUACAAAGUUAGUUACAUCAAUUUAACGUCUGUACAUUCUGCUACUUCAUAUCUUGCAUUGACACAAAUAAUGAAUCAAAUAUUAGGAGUAGAAGAGCAAAUAAAUGGCUUUGUCAAAGAAGAAAAAAUUGUUCAAUUGAUCAAAAUGUACGAUGAGGAUCUGUGUUAUUUAAAUAAUGUGAUCAAAGUACGUUUCGCGUAUCACGAAGGCGUUUACGGCAUAAAUGAAGUUCAUAGGAUUAAAAAGGCAAAACAUAUGUUUACAAAAUUGAUAAACGCGAUAAAAGAAGUUCAUGUAAUAUUUUUAGACGAUCUACAGAAUUUAGAUCAUCAAUCAUGGGAAUAUAUAUCACUUAUGUUUGAAUCCAUCAAAUUUUUUACGAUUUGUACUGUUACACGUGGUAAAUUUAAUACCGUGAAUAAUUGGCUGUAUGAUGUAUUUAUUAACGGUAAUAUAAGAAAAAUAGUUCUUGGACCUUUGUCCCCAAAUUGGAUUUCUGCACUAGCUUGUCAAAUUCUAGAUGUCAAUGCAGUACCUGCUGAUUUAAGUACUGCGCUAAAGAUAAAAUGCAAUGGAAAUCCCGGUUUAAUUGAGAGUUUCAUUGUACAUUUAUUCUCAAGUGGAGCUCUUGAAACACAAAAAGUUCCGGAGAACGAAAUUGAUAAAUUCAAAGAUGAUCAAUUGCAAUUUCCAGAUAAAGAAUUGUUACAUCCUCAAGCAAUUAAUUCUGAAGAUCAAGAACUUCUUGACGCAUUAUUGGAAGAAGAGAAUACAGGCGAAAUAGGAAUAUGCUUGGUAAUACAAAAAGCAGAAUUAAAAACGAAUAAAAAUGUUCAAAAUAUAGAUGCUUUGAUAAUGAUGCAAAUAGAUACCUUAUCGCCAUAUCAACAACUUUUGCUAAAAAUAUCUUCGGUAAUUGGUAAUGUCAUUCCUAGAGAACUCUUAGAAAAUAUAAUGUAUGAAAAUAACAAUUUAACUACUGCAAAAGCUAUUAAAAAACUUUUUAUUGCGAGGUUGUUUUUAUGUGCCAACGCUCAAAAUAAAACGAAAUCAAGGUUACCAUCAUCCAUAAGCAUUUACUCAACAGCUCCUCAAUCCAAUGACGUAUUAAUUUGUGAAUGUCCAUUUGAAUAUGAUCCAGAAAAUUUCGAGAACCUUCCGAAAUAUGCUUUUUGCAAAAUAAUGAAAUUCCGAAACAGAAAUUCACAAAGAACAUGUUAUGAAUUGCUGCCAAUGAAUCAAAAAAAGGAAUUUCAUACCCGUAUUGUCAAUUAUUUGGAAAACAAUGUCAUAAAAUGCAUAGCUUGUGGCGGUACAUUUACAAUAGUACAAGCUAAAUCUGGGGAAGAUAGUCUAAUAGACGUAGAAAACAAAUCAGAUGAUUCUAUUGAAGUUUUCAGUACUGAUAGUGAAGAUAACAGCGUUCAAAAUUCUCAUGAAAAAAUACAAAGUAUAUCAAUCCAAAAUGAUGAAAUACGUGACGUUAAAACGUCUGUAUCUGAAUCUAUCAGCAGUGUGCAAAAAGAAACUGCAAAAGUUCAAAUACAAAGAUCCAGUAGUUUCAAUAACAAUUUUUAUCAACCGCCACGUCAAUCGCCGUCAACUGACCGUGAUGCUUCUGCAUUCACUUCUAUUUUAAAAAGUAAAGACAAAGAUGAUGCACCAAAAAACGCAAGCAUUACCCUUAAAAAAGUCACCAUGUCCCGACAUUAUGUUAAAAAAAAUUGUUCGCAGGAAAUUAUGAAACCACAUAUUUUCGAUAUGUUACGAGCAGUAGCAGAAGCUAACGAUAUGGACGAUUGGCAUAAUCUCGAUGUCGAAGAUAGUAAAGAUGAUAUCUUAGGAGAUUUAAAAGGCAAAAACAGAAAGUCAUUUUGCAUACAAAUAGAAAAAGGCGUUUCACAAACAGAUUUCAAAAAAUGCACUUGUUCGGAUUUGGGUAUAGAUGUUUAUGAACAACUAAUACAUCAUGCACAACAAGCUGAAAUGAAAACUAAAAGUAUAGAGUUUACGAUUAGGUUUUGCUAUCUAUGCUCCGUUAACCAUGAUAUAGAAAACUGUUUUAAAAAACUUGAUGAUGCUGAAUCUGCAUGUAAAGAGGACAAAACCAGUGAAAAUCCUUCACUUAAUAAAUUCGAAAGGCACAGAUAUUUGGCUCAAAUUCACGCACUUAGAGCCACUUUUCACUUAAUGAAAGGAAAUCUACAGGAAUCCAAAUUAGAAAUGAAUAAUGCAACUAAAAUGUAUGGUAUCAAUUUAGCGAAAGGUUUAAAGUUUGUUUCUUUCUAUAAAUUUCUUAGGGAUAUUAAAUCUAAAAACCGUAAAUACCGUUUGCAUAAACAAAUCAUAGACAUAGAUUCCAUAUUUUGCUUAAACACAGCAACAUUAUUAUAUUCCUCACUGGGAGACGAGAAAACUGCGAGAAUAUCUGCUUUAUGGGCCAUAGACGUAAUUAUGAAAAAUGAAUGUAAUGUUAUAGACAUAUGUGAUGCGUUUACCAAUGCUAUACAAGUGGAACUAGAACGUGAUUCGCCUGAAACUACAUCGGAGAUUGAACGACUGGCCUGUCAAGUUUUAAGACAGCUGCCUCAACCAAUAAAGGCGCAUGAACUUUGUUCAGUUGGGAAACUCUUCAUGUCUACAUUUCGAGCUCGUUCGGCGAGAGGUGAAUUAGCAUGCGCGAUUCGCGCAGGCUUAAGAUCCUUGACGAUAAGCCGAUUUCUGUUAGCCGAAAGCAUAUCUUUGGACAUAAUUCCAGACUUGGUGUAUGUUCUGCUUGCUCGCCGUCGUGUUGAAGAUACUAUCAAUAUAUUACAGUUGUCCUUACGCAUGGCAAAUAAUCAAAUGUCAUACGACUUUGAGACUUGGUAUUAUGCUCUUAGCAUGGACUUAAUUUUGGAUGCUGGUUUCCAACUGGAACCUCCGCUAGAAAUUAGUCGCUACGCCGAACACGCACUUCUAAAAGGCAAGUCGGCGGGCGCCAGUCGACGCCGAUUGGUUUUAGGAUUGUGGACGUAUUGGAUGCGAUCAGACAACGAUAAAAGAGCUAAAAGAUUUGAAUCUGAAGCCUUAAGUUGGUUAGGUAACGACGUAGAGUACGGGUCGCUCACUACCCUUUUGAGCAAUAUGAGACUAGUGGAGGGUUUACUAGAGAAUUUAGGCCGAAAAAUAGACGACUUAAAGAAGGUUGUUGACUUGAUGGAGUUGCGUUCCAUGGCUGACAAACAACUGUCAAAACUAGAAAAGGACGCACGGCUCAUGCGAACUGUUUAUCCCAGAUGGCUCUUAUUAAAAGCAUAUUCCUGCAAUAUAUCUAGUCGGAAAGCUGGAUAUUUCUUUAAUCAGGCCCUGGAAGAGUCAGUGCGGCUAAACAACCGCCUGGAAGAAGCGCUCGUACGGGCGGCGACGUCCAACUCCCGCGUGUGGUUGCAAAAUGCUCGGGCCGGCGCUUUUCUGCCGUGGCAGGAGGCGAUUGAACAGGUGCAAACGUCGUGGCAUCAAAUCCUUUACAAAAUAACCACCAGUAGGCAAUAG